Messenger RNA from Hylaeus volcanicus, 1105 nucleotides. Its product is annotated as bridging integrator 3-like. Bases 305 to 1105 code for a protein of 266 amino acids. Gene Ontology annotation, cellular component: actin cortical patch; cytoplasm. Lineage: Eukaryota; Metazoa; Arthropoda; Insecta; Hymenoptera; Colletidae. The record is from RefSeq and is a predicted model, not a curated record. Gene Ontology annotation, biological process: actin cortical patch localization; plasma membrane tubulation; endocytosis. The transcript is spliced from 4 exons. Gene Ontology annotation, molecular function: lipid binding; protein binding.
CCAGCUGAUUUGUGAUGAAAUUCGUCCUAAAAAUUAUGAAACGUUCAUGUAUACGUUUUAAAACAUAAUAAAACGAGUUCACAGCACGCAAAUGUAUGUAAAUUAUCUUAUCACGAAUCUUUCCUGCUCAAUUGCAAAUCACGGUGAUAUAAUCACACAGUAGUUUAAGAAUACUCUGUCAUAAACGAUUUUGAAAUGCAAAGUGUUUCACUGAAAGUUAAUUCGUGAUCGUGAUAAAUUAUUUACGUAAAUAAACUCUGAACAUAGAAAUAUAAUAUGAAAAUCCUUGAAAUUGAGGUAUAAUAUGACGUGGAAUCCUUUAAAGAAAAACCAUUUGACACAGAGACCCACACCAGCACCGCCUCUGUUAUCUCAUGUAGAAGACAGAGAGCUCGAUGUUGCAGUUCAAAGACUUAUUUACGUUGAAGAUACAAUUAGGAAACUGACAAAAGAAAUGAAGAAGUAUAUAGAAGCUGUAGUAAACUUAGAUCGUGCAGACCAAAGACUAACGCUAAAUUUGACAACUUGUGGCCUGGCUCAUCUCAACGAUGAGUUUAGAAAAGUAGUGGAAGACUACCACUCUGUUACCACUCAGAUCGGGAAGACAGUACAAGAAAUGGCAGUUCUUUGUCAAAAAACAUUUAUAGAACCUUUAAAAAAAUUACGAGACGAGUUUGCUCUAAUAGCUGCAGCAAUAGCCAAACGUGAAGAGCUGGUAGCUGCUUGGAGAAAUUAUUACAAUCGCGUAAGAAAGUUACAAGAAAAAAAGGAUAGAACAGCCAGUCAUAUUGCAAAACUGGAAAGAGAAAGACGAGCAGAAGAAGCAGCUGCAAAGGAUCUAAAGACUGUACAUGCUCAACUACUCGUCGAACUACCUACAUUUCUUGACAAGAGACUAGAAUAUAUUAAGCCUAGUAUACAUGCUUUGAUAAUGGUACAGUUAGAUUAUUAUGGAAGUACAACAAAAUUAUUUACACACUUAAUGCCAAUUCCAAAUGCUUUGGGAUCACCGUCCAGUGCGAUGGUACCCGAAGACGAAUAUCAACAAACUGUGGCUAACCAAAUGAACAGAAUAAGAGCUCUUACCAUUGUCAAAAAUCAUUGA